AUGAGUGAUGUCGAUGCGUUCUCCUCCUUCCCAGCUGCCUUGCACGCCGGACAAAAUGCCCCUUCUGUCACGGCGAACCCCCGGUCCGCUCCUGGUCAAUUGCCUACCAAGAGAUUCUCUUCGCCAUCCCAUCACAGAGGAGCUGAUCGCUAUACCAAGGAGGUUGAAUCUGCUGCUGGGGAAGGGGAUGGACCACCGAGCCCCAAAGCUGACUCGGAGGCAGAAACGAUAAUCCAGUCGGGUCGUGAAUCUCUGUCCCCAGAGAAGAGACGGAAGUAUAUUCAGCAUGAGUUGAAACGGCGCGAUCACGGAGAUGGCAAUAUUCAUCCAGUGGAAAGCAGUUUACCAGCCCAUGAGCCGCAGGUCAGAAAGCGAAAGCGAUCGAGCGAUGAGUCCUCUGUCGAACGCGACCUUGAUGGGUCUCCUGUACUGCAAUCUCGAAGGACAAAUUCGCCAUCCUGUGUGAAAAUAGAGAAGCCCGAGGACGCGCAUCCUUCACUGAGCAAAAUCGACUCCUCUCAGCCUCCUUACCACCGGGAAACCGGGAUCAGUCGUGAAAGCUCUCAGAUUUCGAGAAAACGUAGCCACAGCGACGGCCUUGAUGGUGAUAAAGACAGAGCCCGACCCGGUCGUCACUCAGCGGCACCACGCGACAAAGAGCGAAGAGACAUAAAUGGCAUAGCUCUACCUCGUCCGCAGUCCAACGAUCGUUCCAUUUCCCCUACUCGCUCUAUUCACAAGCGAACAGCGUCUGGUCCGCAGCUCGGUGGCACUGAUAUACAAAAGAAAAGGAAGGCUCCCACUCCUCUCAUCUCCGGUUUUCAACGCCAGAGUUCUGAAGACAGACAAUCGGUGUCGUCUUCCACCAGUGGCUCUCCUCUGCCAAGCGCCCACCUUCGGAGACUGACUGGUGUUGAUGGUGCUUCAGCAUCUCCGGCCAGACCGUCAGGCCACAAGAAACAGCGCGAUCAGAACGGGAGGACACGCCUGGCAAGAGCCUGCGCUGCCCAGGAGCUGGAAGUAGCGAUUGCUAGACACGCAGAACGUCCAGAGGAUCUGAACGUGGCCGAUAACGCUGGCAAUACGCCUCUUCAGAUUGCUGCACUCGAGGGCUGUGCGCCUAUUGUGAAAUUCCUCCUUGAGGCUGGCUGUGACAUCGACACCAAAAACAUUGACAGAGAUACUCCUUUGAUCGACGCAGUAGAGAACGGUCAUCUGGAUGUUGUGAAGCUUUUACUCGAAGCUGGUGCUAACCCGCGCACCGUCAAUGCGGAGGGAGAUGAGCCAUACGAUUUGGUACCCUCUGACUCGGAAGACUACACUGAAAUUAGGCGUGUCCUCGCGGAGGCCAAGUCCAAUCCAAGGCCUAGUCGUCGCUCCGAAGAACGGGCCGGUUCUGGCAACAAGGAAACAAGCUCGAGAAGGGUGUCUGCCACGAGUCCGCGCGAAUCUCCCCCAGUGAACGGGCCACGUAGCCCUCCUCUUGGUAUCGCUACCAAGCGAAAGAGUGUGCGAAGUGAAGCCACACGGAACGAUCUCCUCUGGACAAAAGCCACCCCUGAGAAUUUACAAGCAUUCGCGGCUAAAGGCGAUAUUGCUGGAGUUGCUAACAUUCUAAACGUGGGACAGAAAGCCGACCCGGAAUCGAUGAUCGCUGCAGCCAAAGGUGGCCAUGAUGAAGUUUUGUCUCUGCUGUUAGGGAUGGGAGACGCAGAUCCCGAUCCUGAACCGGUACAGGGAGGGAACCAAAAACCUGGUUACAACACCCCAAUGCUGGCUGCGAUUGGCCGAGGCAAUCUUGCUGUCAUUCGCCUUCUUCUGGACCAGCCCAAGUUCAAUCCAAGUCGCCGGCUUUAUCGGGAUCGUACCUAUUUUGAGUUAUCCCGCGAUCGGGGAGCCGACAAUUGGGAGGAAGAAUAUGACCUUUUACGGGAUGCCUAUGAUAAUUACAUUAGGGCCAGACGAGCGCGCAAACAGGAUCUUCCUUCGCCUCGACGACCGCGGGACAGAGAAAAGGAAAACAAAAGAUUAGCGCGCAGAGAGUCGGCAUCACCUGUGGCUUCUUCCAGGAAGGCUAUCAGAAGUCCGAGUGCCGGCCAUCAUCGGGACUCUUCUUCGAAAGAUGCUUUGUCUAAAGAUAAAAGACGAGACGGCGUGACCUACAUGAAGGAAAAGUCUGGAACAAACCUUACGCGCCCCAAGGUAUCCCACAAGAACGGCGACCAUGUGAUGACAGGAUCGGAUCAUGAUGGAUCUCGCCAAGAGACAGUCCACUCCAAACCUUCAGGAGCGGUUGCCAAAGACGAGGACGCCCCUAGGAGAAGACGUUUGAUUCCAGGGCGACCUCCUCAGGAUCGUGACCGUAGACGGCCCAGCAUACCAUCGUCGGAUUCUUUGUCAGGGCGUGAGGAAACCGUCAAACCUCGAGUUGAUCAUCAUACUGAAAACCCAAACGUCAAGCAUGGGCCUCCCCUCUUGAAACGUGGACGAAGCAGCGCGAGCCCUGAGCGUCCCCAUUCCCGGGGUCGUGAUUCCGAUCAUAAUUCUCGCGAUAUGCAAAAGAAGAAACGGCGCGUUCUUUCCGAAGAUGGAACACCAAAUAUAACCAAUGGCGGGACGAAGAAGACUCACGAAAUCAGCCCUGGGGCUGACUAUAAAUCGAUAGCUCGCCCAAAGAAAGACGAAAGUCGAUUGCCAGAUCGCGAACGAGACCGGCACGUUGAAAUCUCAUUGCCCAAAGUGAACGAUUCAAAGGCUGUGAAACAAGAGCGAGAGAGACAAGAGACUAGCCACCUGGCCGAUAUUCCGACAGAAGACGCGAGAAGCGCGCCCAAGGGGCCGAAUCCGGAUCCAGACGAACUCCGUCGGGCCGAGGCGAGAAGAGCUGAAAGGGAGCGUUUGGUAGAGGAAGAGCGUAUUGCUGCUGAAGCUCAAAAGGCUCAACUGGCCAAGGAAGAAGAGGAGCGUGCUGCUCGUCUUGCCAAAGAAAUGGCCGAAGAAGAGGAACGUAAGCAGAAAGAGGCCGAGCAAAAGCGGCUCAAGCAAGCCGAGGAAGAACGCCAAAAACAACUCGAGCAAGAACGAUUGCGCCUGGAAAAACUCCGACGGGAGAAGGAAGAGCAGGAGCAAAGACGCCGCGAGGCACUGCCUAGCCGACUUCGUCUCGCUGCCCAGCUUGUUGGUUCUCAUGACCCCCAGGCAAAGAGCCAUACGUGGUUGAAAAAGUUCAUGCCUGUGGUCACUGCUCAGACAAAGCAACUCGAUCCUUUCUGCGACCUGACUGUUGCAAAUGAGAAAUGGGUACCGAAUUAUCUAGUUGCGCCGUUGUUGGCGACCAAUGAUCUGCAGCUGUCUCAGUAUACCAGUUGGGAGAAGCGCCGCGCGACUCCCACUCAGCGGGAGAAUCUGUGGCGUGUCACCCGAAGGAUGCUGGUCCAAGCCGAUGAGACAGAGUUCAUGAGUUCGUCCUUGGGGCAAGUGAUGCAGAAGGAUUGCGAAACACGUCCAAAAUACUUUGAUAUGGAACAUGUAUUUUGGGUUAGGCUUUCCGACUUCAUGGAUCUCGUUCCUCACGUUCCGCAUCUUCACGGCCUCGAUAUACAGUUCCUUCGGAUGCACAUUGACCAGGAACCAUCCGAAGCAACACCCGUGUUCUUAGCGCGUCCUAAUGGGCAUGGACCCGAACCUGCUCCUCUCGAUGAUGCCAAUGGCAUCCCUGUUGAGUUGCCAAACCUCACCAACGGAUAUGGUCACCACGGCCAAGUACAUAUGUUUAGUGCUUAG
Messenger RNA from Aspergillus clavatus NRRL 1, 3783 nucleotides. RefSeq names its product putative histone deacetylase complex subunit (Hos4). The transcript is spliced from 2 exons. The record is from RefSeq and is a predicted model, not a curated record. Gene Ontology annotation, molecular function: protein binding. Bases 1 to 3783 code for a protein of 1260 amino acids. Lineage: Eukaryota; Fungi; Ascomycota; Eurotiomycetes; Eurotiales; Aspergillaceae.